This is a messenger RNA of Monosiga brevicollis MX1, 2601 nucleotides long. RefSeq lists its product as uncharacterized. The transcript has 11 exons. Lineage: Eukaryota; Choanoflagellata; Craspedida; Salpingoecidae. The record is from RefSeq and is a predicted model, not a curated record. Gene Ontology annotation, cellular component: cytoplasm. The annotation marks the transcript as partial. Gene Ontology annotation, molecular function: saccharopine dehydrogenase activity.
GUGAUUGCCGUGCGGCGUGAGACCAAGAAUCGAUGGGAGCGCCGCGCUCCCUUGACGCCCAGCCACGUUCGCAAACUGGUGCGCAAGGGCAUCCAGGUCCUCAUUCAACCCUCUCCCAUGCGGUCAGUGCACAUGUGGCUUUACGAGGCAGCGGGUGCCAUUGUGACGGAGGAUAUUGCCUCUAGCAACACCAUCCUCGGCGUGAAGGAGGUUCCCAUCCAUCUUCUCGAACCCAACAAAACCUACGUCUGCUUUUCCCACACCAUCAAGGCCCAAGCCGACAACAUGCCCCUGCUUGAUGCCAUUCUGGAGAAGAACAUUCGUCUCAUUGACUACGAGUGCAUUGUCAACGAGGAGGGUCGCCGUGUCAUUGGUUUCGGCCGUUUUGCCGGCGUUGCGGGCAUGAUUGAUCUGAUUCGUGGUCUUGGUGAUCGUAUGCUCGGCCUUGGCGCCUCAAACCCUUUUUUGGGUGGUGGCUACAGUGACUACUAUCACUCGGUGGCUGCUGCCCGCACCGCCCUGCAGCUCGUUGGCCAUACCAUCUUGGUCAACGGCACCCCUGAAGCUUUUGGCCCCGUCAUCUUUGGUUUCACCGGCUCUGGCAAUGUCACCAAGGGUGCUCUUGAGAUUUUUGAAGAAUUGCCCCACGAAUACAUUGACGUGACUGAUCUGAAGGAUGUGGCCAAGAGUGGCGAUCGCAAUUUGGUGUAUGGCGUCAAGCUGGAGCGCGAGCACCUGGUUGAGCUCACCUCCAACCCCAGCGCCCCUUUUGACAAAAACCACUAUGAGAACCACCCCGAACUCUACAACGCUCGCUUCCACCGCGACUAUGCCCAUUACUUGACGGCGCUCGUCAAUUGCAUGUACUGGGAGGAGCGCUUCCCCCGUCUCAUCACUGACGAACAAGCCUUGGAUCUGUACCGCAACCCCGAAAACCGUCUGCUAGCUAUUGCCGAUAUCAGCGCCGAUCCCUACGGCAGCAUUUCCUUCACCCGCGAAUGCACGAAAAUUGACAAGCCGUUUUUGGUGCACAACCCGGAGACCGAUGAACAGGUGUACAGCUGGGAAGCUGAUGGUUUGCUCUUGGGCAGCGUGGACAAUCUGCCCGCUGAAUUGCCCAUGGAGAGCAGCCAGCACUUUGGAGACAUGCUCUUGCCCUUUGUCGAAAGCCUGGCUAUGUCUGAUGCUACCAAACCCUUUGAGCAAAACACCCUGCACCCUUGGCUUGAGCGCGCGACCAUUGCCAGCAAUGGCCGCUUGACUCCCAGCUUUGAAUAUAUUUCCGACCUUCGCCGUGAAAAGGAACAACAGCAGGCCGCCAGCAACCCCAUCCAAGUGUUCUCCCCGAAGCGUGUUCUUCUCUUGGGCAGCGGCCUCGUGGCCGGUAGCUUUGUGGACCACCUGCGAGGUCGCCUCGACGGCAACCUGCAUCUGAGCGUGGCCAGUGCCGAUCCCAAGUGCCCCAUCACCGACGCCGACUGUCAUCACGUGGACCUGGCCUCAUCGGCUGGUACCAAGAAGGUCGGCAGCCUGAUGGCCGAUUCUGACCUCGUUGUCAGCCUUCUUCCUGCCACCCUGCAUGCCAACGUGGCCAAGAUGUGCAUCGACCAUCAAGUCGACAUGCUCACCACCAGCUACGUGUCCCCCGAAAUGGAGUCCCUGCACAACCAGGCUUGCUCGGCCGGCAUUACCAUCCUCAACGAGUGCGGUCUCGACCCGGGCAUCGAUCACUUCUUGGCCGUUGACAUGAUUGAUCGCCUUGAGCAGGAAAACCUCAACAUUACACGCUUUGAGUCGUGGUGCGGUGGCCUUCCCGCGGCGCACUGCGUCUCGCAGACCGACCCCCUCAAGUACAAGUUUAGCUGGUCCCCUCGUGGUGUGCUUGUGGCCGCCGGCAAUGCUGCUCGCUACCGCUGGGACAACGAAGUUUGCCAAGUGAAGCCCGGUCGCCUGUUUGAGGACGUCCGCCCCCUUCGCGUCGGCCAGUUUGAGCUCGAAGGUGUUCCCAACCGUGACUCGCUGCAAUACGAGUCGUUGUACGGCUUUGACCCGGAUCACAUUGAGACAGCCAUCCGCGGCACGCUCCGCUUCCCUGGAUUCUGGAUGGCCAUCAAAUCGCUUGCUCAGGCCGGUCUGCUCUCUGUGGAUGAGCGUGCUCACCCCAAGGACAUCUCUGAGGUUCAGGGCGCAGCAGCUGAGAUGCUCAAGCACUUGAAUAUUUCCAGCGACGACUUCCAGGGACCCACGCCCCUGGAUCGUCUGGCCAACGCUCUUUGGGCCAAGAACCAGUACCAGCAGGAAGAUCAAGACAUGGUUGUCCUCCAGCACAUCUUCGAGGCCCGCAACGCCACCCAAAAGAAGCGCCUUGAGGCGGAGCUUAUUCUUCUCGGUGACAAGGUCCCACAAGGCCUGUCCGCCAUGGCUCGCACCGUGGGUGCUCCCGCCGCCCUGGCUGCUCAGUACCUUCUGGAGAAGAUGCCAGAGGUCGACACGAAGGGUGUCAUGCGCCCCUUGGAUGUCAAGCUGGCUCGCCGCUUCCUCCACGACUUGGAGGGCAUGGGCAUUCGUGCUCGCGAAUACACAACCGUCUCGUCGCUGUGA